Molecule: messenger RNA, 1403 nt
Organism: Anoplophora glabripennis (Asian longhorned beetle)
Lineage: Eukaryota; Metazoa; Arthropoda; Insecta; Coleoptera; Cerambycidae
Product: inactive hydroxysteroid dehydrogenase-like protein 1
Exons: 7
Coding region: 327-1322 (331 amino acids)
Cellular component (GO): endoplasmic reticulum
Molecular function (GO): oxidoreductase activity
Source: RefSeq, a predicted model, not a curated record
UUCUCGGCUGUUUUCGCCCGUCUUCCAAAACAAGCGACUGUCUGCCUAAAUCGAUAAACUGCAGUCAAACGCCACGAAUCCAAUCUAGAACGUACUUUCACCAUUAAAACCCACCAAUUUUUAUACGGCGAACCAACCACGAAAAAGUCUCCCCAUCAUCCUCGUAGGGGGAGGCAGUAUGGGCCCAAACAAUUGCUCAUAUUUCGUCGCCGUCUCGAAUCCAAAGCCACUGCGAUUUGUCCGAUGAAUAAUGUAACUGACAAUUGAAUAUGCAAGUUGGUUUGUUGUUGUGCCAUUGACUGAGUUUUGUAUACUAGUGCUGUAAUAUGGCAGACUGUUGCAUCUACACCUUCCUCCUGGCAGCGGUUGGACUCUUGGCCAUAUUCUUGUUCCUCUUAGAGAACCUCUGGUCUCUCUUGCAAGCCGUUAGGGCCAUAUUAGCCCCAUACUUCAUACCCAAUGAAGAAACUGCACUAGCGAAAAAAUUCGGGCCAUGGGCUUUGGUCACUGGAUCAACAGACGGCAUUGGGAGAGCUUAUUCCUUUGAGCUAGCUAAGAGGGGAAUCAACAUAGUCCUUGUUAGCCGGAAUGAGGAAAGAUUAAAAAAUACCGCUAAAGAAAUAGAGUCAAGGUUUUCUGUGAAAACCAAAAUAAUUGCGGCAGAUUUUUCCUUGGGCAGAAAAGCAGUGGAAGUAGUUAAGGAGGAAAUUGGAAAGUUAGAAAUAGAUAUUUUGGUAAAUAACGUAGGCAAGAUGUACGAAUACCCAACAUUCGUGACGGAAGUCCCUGAGCAAGUCAUCGAAGACAUCAUCAACAUCAACGUGGGCGCAGCCACUUUGAUGUGCCGAUCCUUCUUGGAGGGCAUGAAGCAGCGAAGACGAGGGGCCAUAGUCAACGUUUCGUCCGGGUCAGAACACCAACCGAUGCCCUUCAUAGCGAUCUACGCAGCAACAAAGGCCUACAUAAAAAGCUUCUCAGCUGCCUUGAGGUACGAAUACCAGCCGUAUGGCAUCACGGUCCAGCAUCUGAUGCCCAUGUAUGUCGACACCAAAAUGAACGCUUACAGCGAAAAGAUGGCCAAGGAUAAAAUCUUCGUUGUCAGCCCCGAGCAGUACGCUAAGUACGCGGUGGCCACUUUGGGGAAAAUGGACGAGUCUUCGGGUCAUUGGGCACAUGGUAUUCAGACCUUCCUCUUGAAGUUAGCACCAACGUGGAUAAGGAUAUACAUAGCAGGAAACAUCAAUUUAGCGUUUAGAAAGGAGUAUCUUUCAAGGAUUAAACCGGGAAGCAAGUCCUGUGAAGAAGCUGCCAAGAUACAGUAAUCCUUAGGUAAAUUAAAUUAGGACAGUUUUUUGUAAAUUUUUCUAGCCUCUUUUUUAAAAAUAAAGUAGUGUUGUGUUUUA